AUGGUAUCUUUAAACUCGAAAGUGGUCGAUCCUACAAAGUCGAGAUGGGCAGCUUGGCUUGGUGGAAAAGGAGCGAGGCAGCGUCUCCGCGGCGGGGGGAGGUGGCCCGCUGCUCGGCCUCCCGCGGGCGCCAGCGGCCCGCCAGGAGAGAGCGGGGGCUGGCGGCGCGGCCGGGCCGGCGGAGGGGCGCCGCGUGCCCGGGCCCGGGGGGAGCAGGCCCGGGGGGCGGCCCGGCCCGGGGAGGAGCAGGCCGGAGGCAGGGCCGGGGGCGGCGGCGGCCUGGCGCCCGCCCCCGGCGCGGCCCCUCUUCAGCGCCGCGGGCGGCGAGGGCGGCGGCGGACGCCGGCGGGGCUGCUGGGCUACCUGGGGCCGGGCGCCGGCGUGCUGUGGGCCCUGGAGGGCCCGGCCGAGCGGCAGGCGGCCCAGCGCCUGCUGCAGCAGCGCUGGGAGCUGCUGGCCAACUACACCUGCCUGCCGGGGCCGGCGCCGCAGCGGCUCGUCCAGGAUAUCAUCCAGGCCUACAAGAGUGGUAUAAUCCUCCAGGGAAACUCCACUAGUCUGGGCAGGUGGGACUUCAGUGGAUCUUUCUUCUUCUCCAUCUCCACAAUAACAACCAUUGGCUAUAGGAACCUAAGCCCCAGCACUGCAGCUGGUCGAAUCUUCUGCAUUUUCUUUGCCCUUUUUGGGAUCCCCUUGAACCUUGUUCUUUUGAAUUCAAUUGGGCAGCUGAUGCUGUCGGGAGUUCAGCAUUGUGCCCAUCGCCUGGAGGAGAAGUUUCAUUGGCAGAAAAAAGCUACCCUCCUGAUUAGGAUCUGCGCACUGCUAACUUGCUUGUUACUGUUCCUCCUGCUACCUCCUGUGUUGUUCUCUGCCAAAGAAGGAUGGAGUUAUGAAGAAGGCUUCUACUAUUCCUUCAUUACUCUAAGCACUAUAGGGUUUGGAGAUUAUGUGAAUGGGAUGAACCCAGACCACACCUACCCAGGCUGGUACAAAAAUGUAGUCUCUCUGUGGAUCCUCUUUGGGAUGGCCUGGCUAGCAUUGGUUAUCAAAUUUUGCAUGAACUUACUGGAGAGCUCCAGUGACUUCUGCCAGUGCAACAAGAAGAGCAAAGAGCUGUCAGAAGACUUAAUGGAUGGCAAAAAAAAUAGUGUGACGGGACUUGAUGAUGUGGAGAGCUGCAGUGGCAAGGACACAAAACAAAAGGACCAGACUGAAUGGCACAUCCACACAGCUCCUACAGAAGCACUUUAGAGAAGAAACAUCCCCUUGGUGUCUCUUUGGUGUUAGUCCACCAGAGGUUACUGCUUAGAAAUGUGGGAAUAGAGCUGCCCUGACGUUCACAUGGGAAUGAAAACUUGUUUAUUGACUCUGAAAUGCUUCUAUUCUGAUUUGAGCAAUGACAACAAAAUGUUUCAUAUGUGGCACCACCAAGAAUUAACCAGCAGGAUGCUUAAUCAAAAGCUGAUUUACAGAGAUAGUACAUACCCUCCCACCCCAAUGUAGAAGAUACACUUUGACAUCUGUACCCAACACUGACCAGUGUCCUUUUUUUUGCAUGGAAAGUUCUUGGAGCCUCCCAUUGCAUGUGUGGCAUUUUGGAAAUGCCACAACUAGAAUACCAUGUGCCAUUUCAUACAGAAAAACAAAUUUCAUGUCGCUAAAGACAAAACACUGUUUUAAAAUGGCCUGGCAGCCACUGCAGACAUGCUCCAUGACCGAUAUGCUUAUACUUGCCAAAGGUGAUAACAUUCUUUUGCUUAUCUGAUUCAUAGAUGGCAAUGAGGCAGAGCAUGUAUAGGUGCCUAGUAGAGAUGGAAUAUUCAUGAAGGACAUUUCUGCACCAGAGGUUGAUCAAUAUUGAAAAGAGACCAAUAGGGUGGGUAGGUAGGCCAUUCCUUACCCCAGAACUUAUGCAGGAUCAUCCUCUGUAAAGUAUUAGGUAGAUCAGAUGUAAUCAGCUAAUUGUGACAGUUCAUUUAAGUAGAACUUUUCCUUUUACUUCUUGGAAGCUAAAAAAAGGAGGACUAGAGGCAGUUUUAAGUGUCAGUGGUUCCAGGAUUGUCACAGGCUCAAUGUUAGCAAGGGCUACUUUAAUCUAGAAGCGGUUGUAACUUUGACUGUGAUCAAUGGGAAAAACCAAGAGAUGCUAUUCUGAUGAGCUGAUGGCAUAAAUGAGUGAUGUGUCUUUUCGUGUUAAUGUCUUUAUAUAAGCACAGCUAUCUUUUAUUUGUGGAACUACAGGCCUGCUCAUGUCGCCCUUCUGUCAAUCAUGAAAUGGAACUAUUUUUUUUAUUAUUAUUCCAAUAAAUCCUCAAAAAUCUUUUCAUAAAUUAUGCCAUUUUAAACGGUUUAAUAGAGUCUAACUCCUGCUGCCAUUUGUAUAUCCAUUUCUAAUUUUCUCAUUUCUUAUUCUUGUUGUGAUACUUGCA
Dromaius novaehollandiae (emu) is the source of this 2429-nucleotide messenger RNA. Its product is annotated as potassium channel subfamily K member 17. The coding region runs from base 1 to 1251 and encodes 416 amino acids. The record is from RefSeq and is a predicted model, not a curated record. Gene Ontology annotation, biological process: stabilization of membrane potential; potassium ion transmembrane transport. Lineage: Eukaryota; Metazoa; Chordata; Aves; Casuariiformes; Dromaiidae. Gene Ontology annotation, cellular component: plasma membrane. Gene Ontology annotation, molecular function: potassium ion leak channel activity; outward rectifier potassium channel activity. The transcript is spliced from 6 exons.